AUAUAACCUCUCCUCUCUCUUCUAAAAGUACCAGUUUCUUUAACGAAAAUACUAAAAACCCAGUGGCUACAUCCUCAGGCGAUAACAAUGGGCAAAAAUUCCAGAUGGUUCCGGCGACUGUUUUCCGGAAAAAAGUCAAAGAGCUCGCCGGCGGCGGAGUCUGUUGGGUCAGACUCAAAGCAGGGGAAGAACAAGAAGAAAUGGAGCAUCCUCGGAUCUGGAAACGCAGAAGAAAUUAAGGAGGAGCCGUCGAAGGAGGUCGAGACCCGAAUAUCGUGUGCAGAGCCCCAGUCAGGUUCACAAGUGGACGCGAGCAGGCACGCGAUAACUGUGGCGGCGGCGGCGGCGGCGGUGGCCGAGGCUGCUGUAGCGGCGGCACAGGCGGCAGCGGAGGUGGUACGGCUCACGAAUAGCGGGAAGUGUAGCGGGAGCGGCGGCCGGCGGAUGGACGUUGCAGCGGUUAUAAUACAGUCUGCUUUCAGAGGCUACCUGGCAAGGAGGGCACUGAAGGCACUGAAAGCACUGGUGAAGCUACAGGCACUGGUGAGAGGCCACAUAGUGAGGAAACGAAGUGCAGAUAUGCUUAGGCGCAUGCAGGCGCUGGCCCGAGUCCAGGCUCGUGCCCGUGUCAGUAGGGCUCGUGCUAUCUUAGAGUCCUCCCAUUCAACCCGCAGAUUCUCCCUAUCCCACCACAUGAGAUGGGGUUCGAAUCCAAACAUCAGCGAUAUCUUCAACCGAGAAAAAGCGCAACAGGAUUCCAGCUGGUUAGAGCAGUGGAUGGAAGAAUGUUCCUGGAACGACAGGAGGAGGGACUCUUCACUGAAAACCAGGGAUCCUGAUCAUCAUGAUGAUGAGAGCAGAGACAAGAUUCUCGAAGUAGACACCUGGAAACCUGACCCCAACUCCAUGGGAAGCAAAAGAAUGCACCAGAAAUCAACUCCACAAUUUUCCAGCUACUACACAAAACCUCAAAAACCAAUCUCAUGCCAGUCAAUGGGGAGGGCGCCCUCAUCUUUAAGCUCACUUCAAUGCCCGUUUGAAGUAGAUGAAGCAGCUGUGUACACUGCAGACAACAGCCCACAAGCUCUUCCUUCUUUGACCAGGCUUGGAAGCAGUAGCGCUAGGAGGAGGAGUACUACAGCCUUGACCCCUCCAAGGUCUGACAGCUCCACAAACUUCUUCUCGGACCAUCCAAAAUACAUGGCUAAUACGCAGUCUUCCCAGGCAAAGGUCAGGUCCCAAAGUGCCCCUAGGCUCCGGCUUAACUUCGAGAAAUUGGGUUCUUCCAAGAGAUCCUUCCAUGGAUGCUGGGACCCAAACAGCAGUCCAAAUAAGAGCAUAAUAAACAAAGGCCGAUCAGGGUCAGGCCCCGGUUGCUUAGAUAGGGUUGGAAGUAGUACUAGAUUGAGGUGACUAAUUCAUGCCAGCAUGCUCUUUUUUGUUUUCUUGUCGAUUGAAGGCAGCAGAUGGUAGAGUACAUGGCAUUUAUGGAUGGUGGAUAUGGAAAUUAUGUUAGUUGCAGAGAAACCGAACAGUUUCAAACAUUAAUAUAGUGUAGCUGUUUCUUGUUUGAUCUAUACUGACCUAGUUUAUAAAGCAUUUUACUCUA
This is a messenger RNA of Vitis riparia (riverbank grape), 1609 nucleotides long. RefSeq names its product protein IQ-DOMAIN 14-like. The record is from RefSeq and is a predicted model, not a curated record. NCBI's taxonomy places the organism in Eukaryota, Viridiplantae, Streptophyta, Magnoliopsida, Vitales, Vitaceae. Gene Ontology annotation, molecular function: protein binding. The coding region runs from base 88 to 1413 and encodes 441 amino acids. The transcript is spliced from 3 exons.